Pistacia vera is the source of this 7385-nucleotide messenger RNA. RefSeq names its product protein CHROMATIN REMODELING 4-like. Gene Ontology annotation, cellular component: chromatin; nucleus. The transcript is spliced from 11 exons. Gene Ontology annotation, biological process: negative regulation of transcription by RNA polymerase II; chromatin remodeling. The coding region runs from base 123 to 7169 and encodes 2348 amino acids. The record is from RefSeq and is a predicted model, not a curated record. Lineage: Eukaryota; Viridiplantae; Streptophyta; Magnoliopsida; Sapindales; Anacardiaceae. Gene Ontology annotation, molecular function: ATP-dependent chromatin remodeler activity; ATP binding; chromatin binding.
CCUUCCUUAGACUCUGUGGCAUAUAGGACUGGUAUGAGAAAGCUUUGAUAACUCAGCUUUUUCAUUGACACAGACAUGCCUACUUUCGCUGUUAGAGACAAUUUGAGACCCAUCAGUGGAAGAUGAAGGAUAACAGUUCAUCGACUAGUAAAAUGAUUAAUAGAAACUGGGUCUUGAAGCGAAAAAGAAGAAAACUUCCAUGUGGACCUGAUCUAUCAAAUGGCAAAGAAGAAAACUUGGGAGGCUCAGAAACUCCAAGGAAUACCUCUUCUUCUAAACGCAGGCUGAAGAUUGAAAUAAAUUCUGAUCGGCCUUCAUCCAAGAAGAAAGGAAAUGAUGGAUAUUACUAUGAAUGUGUGAUCUGUGAUCUUGGUGGUAACUUGUUGUGUUGUGAUAGCUGUCCCCGGACCUAUCAUCUUCAGUGCCUUGAUCCACCUCUUAAGCGCAUUCCAAAUGGAAAAUGGCAAUGCCCAAAGUGCAGUCAGAAAACUGAUCAUCUCAAGCCCAUCAGCAAUCUGGAUUCCAUUUCAAAGAGGGCUAGAUCUAAAAUAAUCACCUUAAAAUCUCAAAGUGGGAUUAAGUCAUCCAGCACUGACAAAGUAUCCCAGAUUUUUGGAGGCAGCAUUCUUUCUAAAAAAAGGUCCUCAAGCAAGGGGAAAUCUGUUUUAACACUUGGAAUCAAACCCUUGGAAAAGAAAUUGGAUUCCUCCCAAGUAGAUGUUUCUGAUAGUACCAAGCCAACAGAUGCAUCUAUUGGUAAUCCUGUAGAGAGGAGUUCAUCAUGUGUGAAUGUUGAUGAUGAAAAAGAACAUAAUGUGUCUCCAACAGAUUCUCCUAUUGACAGGAAGUCCUCUCUCGCCGAGGAAGUUCUUGCUCUUUCUGAAGUUACAAGAUCAGAGCCAAAUGAUGAAGCUCCUGAGGAGAAGCAUGAUUUGCCUCAUGCUAAUGGAUCUACAGGAAUUAAAUUUGUACUUGCAAUUGGUGCUUCAUCAGACAAAGCUAAAAAAAGAAAAGUUGAGGUCAAUAAUGAAGACAGUCAAAAGAAGCAUAGGACUGAUAAGAAAAAGCGGUCUGCUACUGCUUCUAAAAAACGUAGGUCCAAAACAAACACUUCGAGUCCUGGAACUAGCAAGGUUCAUGAGAAGCGGCAAACUGUUAAUAACGGGGUUUCUGCAUCUUUGUCUGAGGAGAAUGACAAAACAAAGAGUUCAGAUAGUGGGAGAAGAGAAGAGUUUACCCAGGAAGCGGCACAGCCAUUAGAUGAGUCAGAGAAAGCAGGGGUUCCUGUGGAUGAAACACUGAUGUGUGAAGAUACUGUUUCCUUUGAACUUCAGCAGGUUGAUCGGGUUCUGGCAUGUCGAAUACAAGGUGGUGAUGCAAGCUCUAAACGCCACAUAUCUGUGACAGCUGGAGAUGACUUGCGUUCUGAUGAUUUGGUAAUGUCAGAAAAUCAAAACAAAAUGGAGGAAAAAUUUGCCUGUGAUAUAGAUCUAGAUUCUAGAGUUGUGGAAAAUCUUGCUGAGGACAAUCCUAAUGUCAGCGGAAGUCCUGAUGAGGAAGAAAGUAUGAAGAAUGAAGUCAGGGUGGACCAAGAACAUGUAUACAGAAGAUCUGUAAACAAAGAAUUGAAAGAAGAAAAUGCCAUGGAUUUAUCAGGAAAAGAUGACAAAGAUUCAGGUUCUGCGGUUGUAAAUGUUAAAGAGCAAGAUGAAUUUGCAAUGAGCACAGAAGCUUCGGGAGAAAGAAAUGAAAAGAUGGUGGAUGAGAGUGCAGGAAUUAGUUUGAGGAAUGAUGAAGGUCCUACAGUUUGUGAGACACCUAUUUCCUGUGAAACCAUAGACAUGAAAGAAGUGAAUACAGAAAUGAGAACAAAGAGCAAUGCCGAAAACAAAAUUCAGGAGUCUGCCGUAGCUGAAUCUGCACAUGCUAAAGGAGAGACAAUAUCAUAUGAAUUUUUAGUUAAGUGGGUUGGGAAGUCCCAUCUUCAUAAUAGUUGGAUUCCUGAAGCCCAACUUAAAGUGCUGGCUAAGAGAAAGCUUGACAAUUACAAGGCAAAGUAUGGAACUUCUGUGAUAAAUAUCUGUGAGGAAAGGUGGAAGCAACCUCAACGGAUAAUUGCUCUCCGCACUUUCAAAGAUGGGACACGUGAAGCGUUUGUAAAAUGGACUGGUCUUCCUUAUGAUGAAUGCACCUGGGAAAGUUUAAAUGAACCUGCUCUUAAAAACUCAUCGCAUCUGAUUGAUUUGUUUGAUCAGUUUGAACGCCAAACAGUGGAAAAAGAUGCUUCUAAGGAUAAUUUACCAAGGGGAAAAGGUGAUUGUCAGCAAAGUGAUAUUGUUGCUCUCUCAGAGCAACCUGAGGAACUGAAAGGAGGUUUGUUGUUUCCUCAUCAGCUUGAAGCACUAAAUUGGUUGCGGAAAUGCUGGCAUAAAUCCAAAAAUGUAAUCCUUGCUGAUGAAAUGGGUCUAGGAAAAACAGUGUCUGCUUGUGCUUUUAUUUCUUCAUUGUAUUUUGAGUUUAAAGCUAAACUACCUUGUUUAGUCUUGGUUCCACUUUCUACGAUGCCUAAUUGGCUUUCUGAGUUUGCCUUAUGGGCUCCUAACAUAAAUGUUGUCGAGUAUCAUGGAUGCGCUAAAGCAAGAGCCAUAAUUCGCCAAUAUGAAUGGCAUGCUAGUGAUCCCAAUAAGCCGAAUAGAAAGACAUCUUCCUAUAAAUUUAAUGUUAUAUUAACUACUUAUGAAAUGAUUCUUGCUGAUUCCUCUCAUUUACGAGGAGUUCCUUGGGAAGUUCUGGUGGUUGAUGAGGGCCAUCGUCUGAAGAAUUCAGGAAGUAAGCUGUUCAGCUUGCUCAAUUCAUUCUCUUUCCAACAUCGUAUUCUGCUGACUGGUACCCCUCUUCAGAAUAACAUUGGUGAGAUGUAUAACUUGCUUAAUUUCUUACAGCCUGCUUCAUUUCCUUCGUUAUCUUCUUUUGAGGAGAAGUUUAAUGAUCUCACAACUACCCAAAAAGUGGAGGAAUUGAAGAAACUUGUUGCCCCACAUAUGCUUCGAAGGCUUAAAAAGGAUGCCAUGCAAAAUAUCCCCCCUAAGACUGAGCGAAUGGUUCCUGUUGAGUUGUCAUCCAUCCAAGCUGAAUAUUACCGUGCAAUGCUGACCAAGAACUAUCAGAUAUUGCGGAAUAUUGGGAAAGGGGUGGCACAACAAUCAAUGCUAAAUAUUGUGAUGCAGUUAAGAAAGGUUUGCAACCAUCCAUAUCUCAUUCCAGGUACUGAGCCUGAAUCUGGAUCAGUAGAAUUUCUCCAUGAAAUGCGGAUAAAAGCUUCAGCCAAGUUGACUUUGUUGCAUUCCAUGCUUAAGCUGUUAUAUAAGGAAGGUCAUAGGAUUCUGAUUUUUUCACAGAUGACCAAGCUUCUUGAUAUUCUUGAGGAUUAUUUGACUAUAGAGUUUGGACCUAAAACGUAUGAAAGAGUGGAUGGUUCUGUUGCGGUGGCAGAUCGCCAGGCAGCUAUAACGCGUUUUAACCAAGAUAAAAGUCGAUUUGUCUUCUUGUUGUCAACGCGUUCUUGUGGCCUUGGUAUCAAUUUGGCAACAGCUGACACUGUCAUUAUUUAUGAUUCUGAUUUUAAUCCGCAUGCUGAUAUCCAAGCCAUGAAUCGGGCACAUCGAAUUGGACAGUCAAAAAGACUUUUAGUAUACAGGCUUGUAGUUCGUGCUAGUGUUGAAGAACGCAUCUUGCAGCUUGCAAAAAAGAAACUGAUGCUGGAUCAGCUUUUUGUGAAUAAAUCUGGAUCUCAAAAGGAAGUGGAAGAUAUUCUACGAUGGGGAACAGAAGAGCUAUUUAAUGAUUCUCCUGGUAUGAAUGUUAAAGAUACAGGUGAAAAUAAUUGCAACAUAGAAGAGGCAGUGAGAGAUCUUGAACAGAAGCACAGGAAGAGGGGUGGUGGUCUGGGGGAUGUGUACAAGGACAAAUGUACAGAAGGCAGCACCAAGAUUGUGUGGGAUGAAAGUGCAAUAUUAAAAUUGCUUGACCGUUCAAAUCUUCAAUCUGGUUCAACCGAUGCUGCUGAGGGAGAUUUGGAGAAUGAUAUGCUUGGCUCAGUAAAGUCCUUGGAAUGGAAUGAAGAAACACCUGAGGAACAGGGGGGAGCUGAAUCACCUGCAGUUGCGACUGACGAUAUUGGUGCCCAAAGUUCUGAAAAGAAGGAAGAUAAUGCUGCGAUCAUUCCCGAAGAAAAUGAGUGGGACAGACUUUUGCGUGAGAGAUGGGAGAAAUAUCAAAGCGAGGAGGAAGCAGCACUUGGUCGAGGAAAGCGCCAGAGAAAAGCUGUUUCCUACAGGGAAGCAUAUGCGGCACACCCUAAUGAAACAUUGAGUGAGCAGAGUGGUGGUGAAGAGGAAAAAGAACCCGAGCCAGAGCCCGAACGGGAAUAUACACCGGCAGGUCGAGCUCUGAAAGCAAAGUAUUCUAAGCUCCGUGCCAGACAAAAAGAACGGCUAGCACGGAGGAAUACAGUUGAAGAAUUGCGUCAUCUUGAGGCAACACCUGGACCUGAGUUACCUCCACAUUUUGCUGCUAAUGAGAAAGAUGGGCAUCGAGUGACUGAAUUGGUUCAAGAAGUCAGAGAAAAGUCUUCAGCAAUUGGUUUAGAGGAUGAGAAAGUCACUUGGCCCUCAGAGGCACCAAAGAGUAAGGGCGACUUAGCUCUAAGGCUGGGUAGGCUUUCAAAACACAAAAUGGGCAGUCAUUUGGAUAUUUCUGUCAAUUCUCUUGCUCAGCCCUCUCCUGACAAUAUCCCUCCAAGUCACCAUUAUCAGGGCACAGGCUAUACAAGCACACUUCCUCCCAACAAUUUGUUACCGGUUCUGGGGUUAUGUGCUCCCAAUGCUAGUCAAAUAGAAUCACAUAGAAACUUUUCAAGGUCACAUGGUAGACAUAGCAAGUCAGCUACUGGACCAGAAUUUCCAUUUAGUCUAGCUCCUAAUUCUGGAACUUCAAUUGAGACAGAAGUAAAAGGUCGGGAGGGUACUCCAGACAAAACAAAGUUGCAUGAUGUGUCAGCUGAAGCUUUACAACAUCGUAUUAGAGGUAGCAUGCCAGAUAAUCGACUCCCAUUUAUUCCGUAUCCUCUGCCUUCCUCACAUGGAAAAAUUUCUGACCGUCUAGAAAGUGCUGCUGCUGCUGCAUUUGCUGAAUUUCAGGAGAAGUAUAUGUUACCAAAUUUACCUUUUGAUGAGAAAUUGCCACCUAGAUUUCCUUUUCCUGCGACCAGCACAGGAGCUCCACAUCAUGACUUGUUACCUAGCUUGUCACUGGGGAGCAGACUUGAAGCUGUAAAUGACUGCAUAAAAGACCUUCCAGCAAUGCCUCUCUUGCCAAAUUUGAAAUUCCUCCCACAAGAUGCACCCAGAUAUAAUCAGCAAGAGAGGGAAGUUCAUCCCACAUUGGGUUUAGGUCAGACACCAUCCACAUUUUCUUCAAUUCCUGAAAAUCACCGGAGAGUGCUUGAAAACAUAAUGAUGAGGACUGGGCCUGCUUCCAACAUGUAUAGAAAGAAACUAAAAGUAGAUAGCUGGUCUGAAGAUGAACUCGAUUUUCUCUGGAUUGGAGUUCGCAGACAUGGUCGGGGCAAUUGGACUGCUAUGCUUAGAGACCCCAGAAUGAAAUUCUCCAAGCAUAAAACUCCGGAAGAUUUGGCAGCUAGGUGGGAGGAGGAACAGCUUAAGAUAUUGGACGGUCCCGCUUUUCCAGUGCAAAAAACUACCAAGCCAAGUAAAUCUACCAAAUCUUCCUUGUUUCCAAGCAUUCCUGAUGGAAUGAUGUCACGGGCACUGCAAGGAAGUAAAUUUGUCUUGCCGCCAAAAUUUCAAGCACACUUAACGGACAUGAAAUUGGGCUUUUCUGAUCUCACCGCUGGCCUGCCAGGUUUUGAUCCAUCAGAACAAGUUAGUUUGCAAAAUGAGCAUUUUCCACCCAUUCCAACUUGGAAUCCUGAAAAAUUUCGGGGAAAUUUUGUUGGAGAUUCUUGUGCUGGACCCUCUGGUAGACCUGGGACUUCUUCAAGUGUACCAUUGGAGAAGCCCUUUAUGCUCAAUUCUUUGGGAGUGAGCAAUUUGGGUUCACUGGGUAUGAACUCUGGUGGCUCUGAUUUACUGAGAAGGGGGGAUGAAGACAUUUCAGCGAGAAGUGGGAAGUUGCGCAGUCUUCUGGACAGAUCUUUUAAUAUGUUGCGUGACUCCAACAAUAAUGUGGGAAGUGGUGAAUCCACCAGUUCAGGACUUCUCCCUGAACCAAACAAAGGGCUUAACAAUUCUCAUUCAAAGGGGAAAGAAGUAGUUGGAAGUAGUUCUUCAAAGAACAAACUACCUCAUUGGCUUCGGGAAGCUGUAGGUGCCCCUGCUAAACCGCCAGAUCCUGAACUGCCGCCUACUGUUUCAGCAAUUGCUCAAUCAGUUCGCUUACUAUAUGGGGAAGAUAAACCAACCAUUCCUCCAUUUGAGAUACCGGCACCACCUCCUCCCCAACCAAAGGAUCCAAGACGUAGUCUAAAAAAGAAGAAGAAGCGGAAGUCGCAUAUGCAUUGGGACAGUGCUGGGAGCAGCCAGAUGUUUCAAAGUGGCCUCCCUAAUAACAAUGCUGCUUCAAGUUCUAUUCUUCCGGUUCCACCAUUUCAAAUGCCCCCGCAACAUAUUACUGGAACUCCAGGGCUUCCUUCAGCAGAAUCUGACCUUAAUUUGCAUCCUCUCAAUUUAAAUAUGAUGAACCCACCGUCUUCUUCGGCAUACCUAAUCCCCCCAAAGAAAACGAGCUCAGGACUGUCCCCCUCUCCAGAAGUGCUUCAACUGGUAGCAUCUUGUGUUGCUCCCGGCCCACAUUUGCCAUCAGUUUCGGGCAUGUCAAGCUCAAGCUUCCUUGAGAGCAAGUUCCCAUUGUCGAAAUCUUCAGACCAAGUAGACCUACCAGACCGACAAGGUUCACCUGAAACAAUGAAAGCUGAACAGAACUCACCCAUUAACGAUGAUCGGCUUCAACCGGAACAACAAGAACAGCAAGAUAGUGGUGAAUCCAGCAAGACGCAAUCAGACCCUUGUCGAACUGAACAGCCUGAUGUCGAGGAAAUAUCCUCUGAGGGAACUCUGUCAGAUCAUCCUGUGAGUGACGAUGAACCCUAGCCCUUCAUACAUGAGUGAAAAAAAUAGGACAGUACUAUUCUUUCAUCCUGCUACUGGAGUUUCCAGGCUUUUCAAUGAUCUGCGCGAAUUUUUGUAGCCAUGGUGCAGAGUGAUGAAUUAGGACAUAUAGGAUCAUUUAGGACUCUUCUCGUGUAAAGUUUCUGUAACAGAAAAAUGAAAUAUAUAGUGUUGCCUGGUUGAUAUUUGCUUCUAUCA